Gasterosteus aculeatus aculeatus (three-spined stickleback) is the source of this 2149-nucleotide messenger RNA. It is a transcript of the gene tmem182a, whose product is annotated as transmembrane protein 182a. Lineage: Eukaryota; Metazoa; Chordata; Actinopteri; Perciformes; Gasterosteidae. Gene Ontology annotation, cellular component: membrane. The record is from RefSeq and is a predicted model, not a curated record.
GGAGCAGCCUGCAGACCCUGGCAGGGUCCUGAGGAGUCAUGUGCUCAGCCUUGUCCUCCCAUAACACAGACAGAGAGACAGGAGAAGAGUCGAGUAUCCAGUAUCAACAUAAACGGGCACCUCGGUGGAUGAGCUUGGAGCUUCCACCUCUGCUUUUCUCACGUUCGCAUUGUAGCUGAAGAAGAAGAAAGUCAGCCCCAGCGUGUGCAUCCAGUAGCCGGGUGGCUGCUCCUCCCCGGACCAUGAAGCUCAGCGUUGCCUUGUUCUUUGCAGGGCUCUUUGGGGCGUUGGCAGCCGUGUUCAUCCUGCUCUCGUUUGGAACCGAUUACUGGCUGCUUGCCUCAGAGACUUGCCCCCCGAAUCUGGACGGAUCUGUGCAGCGUGGAGAUGGAGAUGCAGUGUUGCAGGAAGGCAGUAGUGCUGCUCUGUACCAUGAAGGCUUUUUCUGGAGGUGUUCUUUUGUAGGUAACGCGGGUGACGACAACCUGAUGUGGCAUCUCUGGUUCACCAAUCAGCCUCACUCAAAAGUUUGCAUGCAGGCCUACCUCUUCCCGUUCCCCGUGUCUCCUCAGACCCACAAUGCCACGGAGCACGAUUCGGCAAUCAUCUACAGAGGCUUCUGGAGCAUUUUUAUGCUUAUUGGUGUGGCAGCUGUAGUGCUGGCUGGGUUCUUCAUCAUCUGUGCGGCUCCGUUCGCCAGCGCCCGCUUGUACAAAGCUGGAGGCGGCCUCUUCCUGGCGUCUGGUCUUUUCCUGCUCUGCGUGGUGGUGAUGUACGUGCUGUGGGUGCAGGUGUUGGAUGUGGUCGAUGACUACGUUCGCCACCAGCGCUCCACUCUGUGUGACGACUUCCAGCUGUCUCUCAACUAUGGUUUGUCCUUCAUGUUCGCCCCCAUCGGCAUCUUCUUCUGCCUCUUGGCCGGCCUUCUUUUCCUCCUCAUUGGCCGGAGCAUCCAGAUCCAUUGCCACUGACAUCGAGCGGCAGCAGGGUGGAGCAAGGUGGAGCAGGGUGGGGGCUUGAGGUGGUUGGAGUGUUUUUAGUUUGUUCCAGGGUGAAAUCAUUGAGACCACUGCUGAGUAAUGUCAUCACGACAGCCUGAAUCGCGUGUCACAGUACACACGGUUCUCUGCUAUUCUCAAAAUGUCUGCACCAACAGCAUAAAUAUCUGUGCGUAACACCGUUGCUUUAAUUUGUGUGUUGGUGGUUGUGAGUUUAUGCUCAGAAAAAUGUAAAUUAAGCAAAUGUUGUUAUUUGGAGCAUUUAUUGUCAGCUUGAGAACAAAUUAUUCUGUUAUUUCUUGUAUGUUCGUACAGUGUAAAAGAAGUGCAGAAUAAAAUCGCUUGUGAGGUGGCAUGAUCUUUUUUGUAUAUCCUGAAAUAGCAAUUUUUUUUGUUGGCCACAGUGUUUGCAAAAGAUUUAAAUGUUUGAUAUUUUUGUUUUUGUCCUCAAAUCCUGGGAAGAGACAAAAUCCAAAGGUUUUGUUACUGAUUUAUAUUGGUCACCAACUUAAAAAGCAGAAAAAAUAACCUUAAAUAAGCAUUAAAAAGUCCUUCAAAGGUCUGGGCGCUAUAGUUGUUGUUCACACAGCAUAGUGUAUUUGUUGGGGCACUAUUUUUAGCCGCGGCCUUAUCCUCCUUUCAUAUUCUGGUGACUAUUUACUACAGUAGGACAGCACAUUUGUCUCAACUCAGUAUGUUCUGCACAAGGCGGUGUCAGACUCCACACAUCAUCUUUUGUAUUUACCUUUCUUUGUAUUUUGUUUCAAUAAUCGGAGUCAUCAUGGCAACGUGGCGGCCGUUGGCACUAAACACUUUUUAUCAGGUGAGUAACUGAAUAUGAAGUACGAAGGUUUACUCUGCUACGGUCAUUAGAGUUUCUCCAUAUCUAUAUUUUAAAUCUCUUUUUUAUUGUUUAACCAGUUUGUGUACCGCACAGCUUAUUCUGUUUAUAAAUUGAGUUACAGGCGUUCAAUGUAUUUUCACGUUGAGUGUAUGUAGCUGCUGUUUAUGUUGCCUGAUUUAGUCUUUUGUCUUUUCUACGUGUGCUGUUAGGUGUGUUAUGAGGUUCCGACAUAAUGUCUGUCCACCUAAAUGUUUCUUUCAGUUUUCUGUUUGCUAAUAAAAAGGCUUUGACUUUUCAAAGCUUCUAA